Lingula anatina is the source of this 3086-nucleotide messenger RNA. Its product is annotated as neuronal acetylcholine receptor subunit alpha-10. The record is from RefSeq and is a predicted model, not a curated record. NCBI's taxonomy places the organism in Eukaryota, Metazoa, Brachiopoda, Lingulata, Lingulida, Lingulidae. Gene Ontology annotation, biological process: monoatomic ion transmembrane transport. Gene Ontology annotation, molecular function: acetylcholine-gated monoatomic cation-selective channel activity; transmembrane signaling receptor activity. Gene Ontology annotation, cellular component: postsynaptic membrane.
UGUUGAUAAAUCGCAAACAGUAGGACUAAUUUCAAUGUUACAAAUAUACACCACGCUCGAUGUAAAGAGUCCUGGAAAGCUUUUAUUGAUUUUAUGAAUGCAUCUUUCUACAUAUUUAUUCUUAUUAUUUUCUCCGAGGGUCCUGCCUACUAUUCGAGCGUUAAGCGAGUUUUGAAAUGAGGUAGAAGAAGCAGUCACCUGGAAAUGCACGUCAUGGUUAUCUAAUCAUCAACCAUGUUUUAAUCAUGAAAUCAGCUUCAUUCUGACAGCGUUGAAUCUCAUGAGACUGCUUUACGGAAAGCGAUUUAUAUAAGUAUGAAUGAGCUUAACUCCAAACUUCGCCGAAGACGACAACAUGACAGCCCGUGCUACAGACAAGAGGAACAUUGCUUGUAGCUGUGUUGUUACCUUAGAAUUUGAUUUAUUGCGGUUUUUAUAGACUACUGUGACGUCAGUUGUUUUGAGUCAGCCUCAGUCAUAAAUUGAUUUCUAUUUCCGUGACAACUCGAAUCAUUCAUUUUGUCAGCGGAUAGAAUACUGCGUUUUGAAGAUAUCUGUUGACAAGAUGUUGAUGAAGGAGAAUUUAGUCGCUAAUUGGAUUUGGUUUUUCCUGUUCCAAACCCUGCCAAAACAAGCGUCAGCAGGCACCAACUGGGAAUACGCCCUUAAAACUCACUUACUAAACGUGAGCAGAUACGACCCCGGAGUCCGACCGGUGUCUGAUUACUUCUCUCCCGUCAACGUGUUCCUCAAUGUGGCUUUGAAUCAAAUAUUAAACCUGGAUGGACGAUUACAGAUUCUUCAUUGCAGUCUUUACAUGCGUUUGAAAUGGAAGGACAAUGGUUUAAGGUGGAAUGCGUCCGAGUUUGGCGGUGUUGAUACAAUUCGCCUUCCUUCAGUAGCCGUAUGGGUUCCUGAUAUAACUUUAUAUACGGACGUACGGCAAGACCACCAUGACGUAAAGCGCUACAACGCCAUCGUCUCCAGUGACGGCAGCGUGGCGUGGAACUACCCCUUUAUAGUGAGAAGCUCUUGCAAUCUCAACGUAGAAAAAUUCCCCUUUGACGAAGAGAAAUGCAUCUUAAAGUUCGGCUCAUGGACAUAUGACGGGCAUCAGGUGAACGUCACAAACACGUACCCCAGUGGGGAUAUAUCGGGGGUGGUAUCAAAUGGCGAGUUCGAUCUUCUGUCCAUGCCUGCCACGAGGAACGUUCUGUACUAUAAUUGCUGCGAUGCUCCUUACCCUGACGUUACAUUCACCAUUCAUAUGCAGAGGCGUUCUAUGUAUUAUAUGAUCAACUUAGUUGUACCGUGUAUGCUGAUAGUGUUCGUGACGUCACUGAGUUUUUAUCUCCCGCCUGAAUCCGGUGAAAAGGUGUCAUUGGGGGUAACAGUACUGCUCACACUGACAGUUUUUCUACUGCUGGUCGCUGAAAACACUCCCCCGCAAUCAGAAGUGGUUCCAUUAAUAAGUCAGUAUUUUCUGUUGGCCAUCAUUCUUGUCAGUUUGUCCACUGCGGCCACCGUUCUGGUGGUGAACCUGCACCAUAAAGGUCUCCACGGAGAGAAGGUCCCUCUGUGGGUCAGAAAGGUUGUCCUAAACGGAAUUGGUCGACUGAUCUGCAAGAAGAAGUUGGUGAUGGAGUACAGCAAGAUGGCCAACUGUAUGGACAAAGCACAGUAUCUAAACGGAAGUUACAUUGAAAAUGAAGACGGGGCACCAAGUUUGAAGCGGAUAAGAACAAGAAUAAAUACAGUAAAAAGCGGUAUCAUUCUUGCCGCCCAAAAUGGUUCUCUUAUCACCCCCAAGUUUUCCGAACUUGCCUGCAAUCACGACAAAACACACGAGGACUCUUUACUGGACAAAACAUUAGUGGAAAUUAUGAACGUUUUGCGUGGAAUAGAACAAAGGAUUAUAGACGAACAGAAAAGAGAAGAGGACCGCGGAGAAUGGCGCCUGGUUGCACUUGUGAUUGACCGAUUUUUCUUGUAUUUAUUCAUGGUGGCCACGGUUGCCGUGACUCUGUGGAUAGUGAUCUGUGUGCCUUGUAUUUUUCCGUCAGCUUAAAGUACACGUAACUCUAUAUCACCAAUACUAUCUACAUUUUCAGAAAUCUAAAGUACCAUUAUGUUAACGGUAACUUUACCUUCACGACGUGCCACUGAGUAUAAAGGAACUUAUUUUAUAAUCAGCAUGGAUUAUGAUUUUAUGUCUGGGAAUGUGAGGUCUGAUAAAACAUAUUAUUGUCCAAUGACGUCAUCUCCCAAAAUAUUAUUGACCGAUGGCGUAAUUGCUGAUCUUUGUAAGCAAUCAGAGAAUAGGACACAUAUUAUCAAACAGCCGACAUCAAUGUUGGAUGUCAAGGAUAUUGCAACAUCUGAUAUUAUCUUGGAGGGCAUUGGCAUUCAGGUAUCAAAUUAUAUAAUUAAACAAUUAUUAUCUUUGGCUGAGGUCAAUAUGUUGUUUUACCGACCUCAGAAAAGUGAUAUCGACCGAGAUGUAGGGAGCAUUCCCACAGAUAUUUGGAUCGAUCUAUCGCCAUGGGGAGUCUCACUAAAUUGCUAUCUGCUAUCGGCGAGGCCGAGCGUGCAAGAAAUUUAAUUACCACCUAACUGAUUAGGUAGGCGUGACAGAGGUUAAAGCCUCUUUAGCUCAUAGCAAUUUAGCGUGAACCCACAGGGAGUUAGGUCGAUCCAGAUGGAUCGAUCUAGGCAUGGGAACCCAGUCGUAGAGAAAGAGGCACGACCAAGAUUGCAGUCACUUUAUCUGUUCGCACCUUGUAACUUUAAAAAAGCAUCAUUUCUUGUAAUUUUCCAUUAUUUCCAUUAUAUGAUAUUUGUAAUUAAAAAGAUUAUCAUUUGUACUAAGAACUGCCUUCAGAUGUUAUAGUUGUAGAAUGCUCAAAUGAAUAUGAACAGCCAAUAUAUUGUAAAAUUUCAAAAGGAAAAUUUCUACAUUUAAACGUCAGUUUACAUAUGUCACGUCUUAAGGGGGUUCGAUGCACUGGGAUUCAUUUCCUUAUCCGCUUAUAUAAUACGGAAAUAAAAUUGUCAUAUUAUGAGAUAAUCCUGUCACAUAAAGAAUA